GGCAAUUCCCAAUUCCCAAUUCUCUUAACAGCAUCACGUCGCGUCGCGUUGUUCAAACGUAUCCUAUCCCUUGUUCUCUACCUGUCAUGGACCGGUCAGAAAUCAUAAGAAACAAUCCUAUAGGCGAGGGCCUUGAGGCUUUCCUUACCUCGUUCGCGCGCUUGUGCGAGACAAAAGAAAUCACUUGGGGAGGAGAAGUCCCUGACCAGCUUGACCAGCUUGGUGAUGAAGACGUGCGAGACCUUGUGUACGAGCUUUUGUCGGCCCUCUGGAACCUCCGUACCUCCCGACAAUUGCCUUCUUCGACUGGUCAUGGUAGUCUUCGAACCGACUUUCUAGACCUUGAAGCUUCAUUCGAGAGAGAAGGCUUCGACUACAAAUGCGUUAAACCUUUAUUAAAAGCGGUUGUCGCUAAGAAAUCUAAUGAGGAGAUCUGGGAUCAAGUUUACCACAUUCUUGUCCCAUCUACCCCUCUAUUUCGGCCCAUCCUCUCAAACCUCUAACAAACAUUAUGGCUACACAAUACAAGCAGCUUUGCCAAUUCCUCCAAACAUUGAAAAUAUAUGGAUGCCAUCCUCAAAAAAGAAUUGGAUACUAUAUAUAUUAGGCUCCAUAGCUUUCACCAAUCAUAUUUUAGGUCUAUACCUGGUCUUCAAGCAGUGUCCAAGGCCACCUUCACGGAAUGCUCUCAAGGCAGCAACCCAUUUUUUACCGAUCACUAGAUUGGGUGGCCACCAAAGGCUAAAAAGAAAGAUAUUCUAAGAUGGUUCCAAGAUAUUAUCCCACCAUCCUACAACCACUCCAGCACAAAGACUGAUUAUAUAGCCUAACAGCUUUCUCUGGGGCUCAACAACGGGACAUAAGCUGGAUAUAGGUUUUAUAAACAACUCCAAGGCCAAUAAUAUUAAGUAUAGCUGAUCCAAGUUCUUUGUACCAGGUGAAUUAAAGAGUAACCCAAACGCCAAUAAGUUUAAAACAUGGCUUAAUAUCAGGAGAUAUGCGAAAAAAGUACUCAAAGCCCAGGAUACUUAGCAAUUUGUCAUGGCUUGUAUUCUUUAUGGGCCGUUUAUAAGGAUAUGGGUAUUUGAUUGAUUAGGGGGAAUUGCAUUUAGGUGAUUUGAUAUUAAUAAAGAUGUUUUUUAUUUGUGUUGAUGAUGUUUGGAUUUCUUUGGAUGCAUGAGGAACAGUUAGGAUUUGAUCCUGUAAUUAUUAUAUUA
Molecule: messenger RNA, 1217 nt
Organism: Hypoxylon trugodes
Lineage: Eukaryota; Fungi; Ascomycota; Sordariomycetes; Xylariales; Hypoxylaceae
Exons: 2
Coding region: 87-503 (138 amino acids)
Source: RefSeq, a predicted model, not a curated record